CUACACGCAAUGAGCGGGCAGAGGAGGCGGGACGUCCUGUGCGCCCUCACAUACGCUCGCUGCUGCCGCUGAUAUAAUCAGGAGCGCGGCCGGCGGAGACGACCUUGAGUGUGGGAAGUGGCGGUUCGGAGGAAGCAAUUAUAGAGCAAAAUGGGUGAUGUAGAGAAAGGCAAGAAAGUCUUUAUCCAGAAGUGUGCACAGUGUCACACAGUUGAGUGUGGAGGCAAGCAUAAGACUGGGCCAAACCUGUGUGGUUUAUUUGGACGGAAGACUGGACAAGCUGAAGGAUUUUCUUACACUGACGCAAAUAAAAACAAAGGUAUUACUUGGAAUGAGGAGACACUGAUGGUCUACUUGGAAAAUCCGAAGAAAUAUAUUCCAGGAACAAAAAUGAUCUUCGCAGGUCUCAAGAAGAAGAGUGAGCGUGAAGACUUGAUAGCUUAUCUGAAAUCUGCGACAGCCAAAUAACUAUAGAACCUGAUGCCUUAUUUAUUGAUCAGUUUAGAUUUGACUCCUGAUUGAGCAACCUCAGUGGUAUCAUUAAUGUUGCAGUUGAAUUUUUAACGACCUAUAGGUUUUAACCAUGUGUCCAAUUUUUGGCAUUCUCUACCAUCCUGUAACACUGCACUAUUCAAUUUUAAACUUUGAAAUCAUUGAUCCAUUCAACUAGUGAGAAUAAAAGAGACUGUCAAACCACUUUUCAUUGCAUUGUCACUAUACUGUAAUUGCCAUAGGAAAGAUUGUAAAUAUGCUAACUUUAUUGGGUUUUCACAGAUUUCCUCUUCCUACUGAAUUCAACUAAAGCUAUUUGAGUCAAAGCCAGUUAGUGCUAUAAAUUCACUGGUUCUGCUGAAUUAACCACUCAAAGUAUUGUCUGUCUUGGGAGCAAGUGUAAUAUAAAUUAUGGGUAAUUUUGACCUCCAAAGCAGUAGAAGGAAGAUGGUUGAACAUUUCAGUCAACCAAAGCAGGUUUAGAAAUAUAUCAUGUCAGGAUUGAUAUUUUAAUGGUUCCCAGAAUAUUAUUUGGUGCCCUAAAAGGUGCAUGUUGCAACACGAGAUUGAGGUGUUAAUUCUGAGCACUUGCUUGCCUGGCAACAACACAAAUGGUAAACUGCAGUUUAGUUACAAUUACUGGAAAAAUUGACAUUAAUUUAUGGCAAAUGUUAAGUUUCUGUUUCAGAGCUAAGUUAUUUGUGCAUUAUAUUCAAGACACCAAGUUAGUGUGUGUUCUUUGGCUUUUUUUUCCUUCUUUUUGCGGGUAUUUGAAUGAUGUGUUUUCUUAAAAUAAGUAUUGUCUGCUAACUGACCAGGGAGGGGCCAGUGAACCUAACAGAAUCCCAACACUUGUCUAUUUCUUGGUCACAGCCAAAUGUUAACUUAUCACUAAUCCAUUUUAGAUUUGUAAUUAAUGAAUAUUCAGAGUCAAAUUGUCUAAUUUCAUAGGAAACUUGUAACAAUUAUUUAGAUUAUCCUUAUUUGCAUAUAUAGAUACAAUAAGCAUAGAUGGUAGCAAAUUUAGAUUCUCUCAUCUGCAUUAUUACUGUUAGUAUAGUAAUUGACUCUUGGUGCCCUUCCUAAUUAGGCUUCAUCUCAAGUGACCCUUUGGUAUUGGUACUGUGGUAUGCUACCACCUCAGUCACUGAACCAAUUACUAGUCCACUUUAUUCCAUAACUCUUCAAAUUUUUGAUAGGAAUGAAGUGAUAUCGACUUCUCAUUCUGAAUAAUGUAACGGUUAUUCACUGCUUUUGACUUCUGUCACCCAAUAGUAUAAAUACCUCACUUAAAUUCACUUUUUUUAUAGGCCAGUCAGUCAGAACAGUUCAUCUAAUUUGCUAGUUGCAGUUUGUUUUAGACUAUUGGUGAUGUCACUUUAUUCAUGAAUCAAUGCAUAACAUGAAGAUGGCCAGCAUCUCGAGUCCAGAUAUCAGUUUUCUAAUUGCCCUUACUUAGAUAAUUGAAUAACUGAUUAAAAUCCCAAAGGGCAAUAAAGUGUGCACUUUCUCACUGAAUGUGAGAACUCAUUGCUUCUUUUGACAAUUAUAUCACAAUAGGGGCUGUUCUUGUUCUGUGCGGUGUCCUAAGACUGGCCUUUUGGUGUUGUAAUGGGUCUUUUUUAGUACCUUUUUGACUAUCUUCACUGAUUUGGAUUAUAGGAAGCAAAAUAGAAGUUCUACUUGCACAAUAUAGAGCAAGGUGGAAGAACAGGUAGCCAAUGAUAACUAUAGUAGUUGAAAUAGUUUAAUUUCUAAAUCCCUUAGAUUAGACUAUUUGAAUUUACCAAUCUGCAACACUAAAUUUCAUAAGUAUUUAAAUUUAAUUGAUUUCAAACAAGUUAAGCUGUACUCUAGUGAUUUGCUGAUAUGUUUGUUUCAAACAAAUGAAAAUUUCAGGAUGUAAGAAUUACUUGUAUAUACCAUUUCAGGUAAUUACAGCAGCUUGUUAAUGGAGCUGUGAUAACUCAUGAACUAGGUUGCUCAAAUGGCUGCCUUCAUACAUUAACUGUCAUGGAGCAAUUGAUUCAGCCAAAUUUUCUUCCCCUUCCGAACUUGCAUUCCCUGGUUGCUUAGAGCCAAACAUUUGUUUGUGUCAGCUAACAGUGGGGAUUUGUGGACUUGAGAGUUUGUAACAUUGCCUGACUGAGAGCUCAUGCUUUGGCUAUGGUUCAUGGGUCUCUAUUCAUGCUUGCAAUGUGGUUAUUCCAUGUUUCAUAACUGUAAAGCAGUGGAUUUAGCAGAUUAUUUGUCUCCACUUCAAUCUUGUUCAUGUGAUUGGACAUUAAAUAUUUGAUCCCAAACUUGCUAAUUGUCAUUUUCUAAUGGUAAUUGUAGUUAUAAAUGCUUAAAUCAGUCAAUUUCCACCUUGUCAAUGUCCUAUCAUAGAAUCAUACCUGUGACCAAUGCUGCAAAACAUCUAGUCUAUAGAAUUAAUGAUUCCUUGCAGGCUUUGUUUGGCCCAGAGCUUUAAAAAUCCAUUUUAUCAGAGGGUCAUCUUCAAAAUGUAAGCAGCAGCUAGAAAACUACUCAUUCAAUUUUGGUUCAUUUCACUCUUUAGACCUGUUGCAACUGUUAGGGACUGUUCUAGCCCCAGUGCAUAAGCCAGAAUUUGUUUUCCUCAACAUUCUAAGUGCAGUUUCAAGAUAUAACUGUGACCGCUGGAUCUUUUCAUAUCUGCCUCCACCUUUUUUUAAAAGAUGAACUGAGGAAAUGGCUAAUAAAAGAGUCUUUAUUGUAA
Rhincodon typus (whale shark) is the source of this 3232-nucleotide messenger RNA. RefSeq names its product cytochrome c. The transcript has 3 exons. Gene Ontology annotation, molecular function: electron transfer activity; heme binding. Bases 151 to 468 code for a protein of 105 amino acids. NCBI's taxonomy places the organism in Eukaryota, Metazoa, Chordata, Chondrichthyes, Orectolobiformes, Rhincodontidae. Gene Ontology annotation, biological process: mitochondrial electron transport, cytochrome c to oxygen; mitochondrial electron transport, ubiquinol to cytochrome c. Gene Ontology annotation, cellular component: mitochondrial intermembrane space. The record is from RefSeq and is a predicted model, not a curated record.